Messenger RNA from Anthostomella pinea, 1173 nucleotides. The record is from the annotation of a GenBank genome assembly. NCBI's taxonomy places the organism in Eukaryota, Fungi, Ascomycota, Sordariomycetes, Xylariales, Xylariaceae.
AUGCCACGCCAAUGGGAUCACCACGAUUCCAACGACCCUGUUGACGAUGUCGUUACCCGCUUUCGUCACCUAGGAGGCGAUCAUGGUCCCUCGGACCCGGCCUACUGGGAUUUCGACGACGAGAAAGACUGGGAUUCUGACGACAGCUUCUCGCAGGUCCCGCCCGAAAUCUACGAGAGCUUUGAGAAGACACAGGCAAAAUAUCCCCGCAAUUCUCAGGAUGAAGUCAGUCGCACCCCGGCAGGGCCAAUGAUCUCCCUGCACGACACGAGGUACUUCGUGCCUCAAUGGGACGAGCAGAUGCUCGGUCCAGCAUGGAGAAAAGAGCGUGGCGCAUGGGACUUUGACAACCCGCCCAAGCCUCUCCUGCCGGACGACCCCAAGAUGAAGGAUGCGUUCAGAUACUGCGAGGAGCACCCGAUGCACUACGCUUGGGCACCGGGACCCGACGACAUCGAUAUCUACCGUUGCGAUAUCGAGUCUGAAUCCUCUAUCGUUGUCCAUGUUCGAGGUGGCUGCGUUGAUGAUGGCCAGACAGUAGGCCCACUACACAACAGAGGCAGCACUGGCGUCUUCUCCGGAAAGGACUCGGAAUACAACUUUGCAUCCCCUCAAGGGGUCUUGAACAAGCCAUUGGAUGAGGAAAAGGCCGCGCUGGAUGCUGCGCUUCUGGCCCUCACUGUUGUAAGAUUCGACGUCUUGAAGGAUCGCCGGCAACUUCUGGACAAGACCGACAACGGCGGAGCCGGAGAGACAGCAAAGCAAGAGAUGAGCAAGACCUCGACCAAACCGACUCCAGCUCCCUCCAAAAACGCUUCUCCUGCCGAUGCUGACUCCGACAGCAGCUCAGAAGAUGAUGAAGAUGACAGUUUGGCGCUCCGCAUCAUCAUCGUCUCGGAUAACGCCGCAAUGGUCGACAACAUCUGCAAACACCAGGAUACUUGGGACUGGGAGCAAGAGGUCCCGCACACGGCCGACGGUCAGCCUGUCAAGUACGGUUCCUUAUACGAGCGGAUCGAGGAGAUGGCAGAUGGUCUUGAGGAAGAUCACGACGUGGUCGUCAAUUGGUACUGCGUCCCUGAGAAGUUCAACAAGCACGCUGCAGAUUUGGCCAACGAGGCUCUCAGGCGCAAUUUCAAGGAUGUGAAGCAAUCGUUUAUAAGUGCAGAGUGA